AGGUUGAUGGCAGCAGCAGCUGGGACUGCAGCGGAGCCGGCAGCUGAGAGCCGCAGGCAGCGGCCGGAACGCGCGACCCAGUGCCUGGCCCCGGACGCCUCCCUCGGCCCCCCGCGUACCCCGACCCACUCCGCAGAGGAGUCGCUGCGAGAGCACCCCCGCCCGGCUUAGGACCAGUUCACAGGAUUAAGGACCAACGUGCCUCUAGGCUCUGAUAUCCCCUGUCUUUGCUCCAGCCAUGAGCCGGCGAGUGGUUCGGCAAAGCAAGUUCCGCCAUGUGUUUGGCCAGGCAGCAAAGGCCGACCAGGCCUAUGAGGACAUCCGGGUAUCCAAGGUCACCUGGGACAGUGCCUUCUGUGCCGUCAACCCCAAAUUUCUGGCCAUUAUUGUGGAGGCUGGAGGUGGAGGUGCCUUCAUUGUCCUGCCUCUGGCCAAGACAGGACGAGUGGAUAAGAACUACCCUCUGGUCACUGGGCACACUGGCCCUGUACUGGACAUUGACUGGUGCCCACACAAUGACAACGUCAUCGCCAGUGCCUCAGACGACACCACUGUCAUGGUGUGGCAGAUUCCAGACUACACCCCCGUGCGCAAUAUCACUGAGCCUGUCAUCACCCUUGAGGGCCACUCCAAGCGCGUGGGCAUCCUCUCUUGGCACCCUACUGCCAGGAAUGUCCUGCUCAGUGCAGGUGGUGAUAAUGUGAUCAUCAUCUGGAACGUGGGCACUGGAGAGGUACUGCUGAGCCUAGACGACAUACACCCUGACGUCAUCCACAGCGUGUGUUGGAACAGCAACGGUAGCCUGCUAGCCACUACCUGCAAGGACAAGACCCUGCGAAUCAUUGACCCCCGGAAGAGUCAAGUGGUGGCGGAGAGGUUUGCAGCCCACGAGGGGAUGAGGCCCAUGCGGGCUGUCUUCACACGGCUGGGUCAUAUCUUCACCACGGGAUUCACCCGCAUGAGCCAGCGAGAGCUAGGCCUGUGGGACCCGAACAACUUUGAAGAGCCAGUGGCCCUGCAGGAGAUGGACACAAGCAACGGGGUGCUGCUGCCAUUCUAUGAUCCCGACUCCAGCAUUGUCUACUUGUGUGGCAAGGGUGACAGUAGCAUUCGGUACUUUGAAAUUACGGACGAACCACCUUUUGUGCAUUAUCUGAACACGUUCAGCAGCAAAGAGCCGCAACGGGGCAUGGGUUUCAUGCCCAAGCGGGGACUGGAUGUCAGCAAAUGUGAAAUCGCCAGGUUCUACAAGUUACACGAACGAAAGUGUGAACCUAUCAUCAUGACUGUACCUCGAAAGUCCGACCUGUUCCAGGAUGACCUAUACCCAGACACACCCGGCCCUGAGCCAGCCCUGGAAGCAGAUGAGUGGCUAUCAGGUCAGGACGCAGAACCUGUACUUAUUUCGCUGAAGGAAGGCUACGUACCCCCCAAACACCGCGAGCUCCGGAUCACCAAGCGCAACAUCCUAGACGUGCGUCCACCAGCCGGUCCCCGGCGCAGCCAGUCAGCCAGCGAACCCCCCUUGUCGCAGCAGCACACCCUGGAGACACUGCUAGAGGAGAUCAAGGCCCUUCGGGAGCGGGUGCAAGCCCAGGAGGAGCGCAUCACGGCUUUGGAAAACAUGCUGUGCGAGCUGGUGGACGGCACGGACUAGCGCUGCCUAAGUGCUGCAAAGCUCCGCACGCUGCAGACCCCAUGGAGCAGGGCGCACAGACUGGCAGCACCAGCUUUCGGUCUGGGACUCGGCACCCUGCUCCCUGGGGUAGGGGUUAGGAGUGAGACCAGAAAACAAACUCCAUCCCUCACAGGAGACCUGGACACACGGAUCUUAAGUGGCAAGGACUAAGCUCCGUACUAGGUCCCCGACUUUACGGGAUCGGGCCUAGAGGGAGCCUGGGAUAAUGGUGGCCUUAGCAAUGGUGCUUAGUGGUGAGGUGGUGUCCUCUCUGUCCCUUACCCUAGGCAGGGCAAGUGCUUAGUAUUAGUGUGCUGCCUAGGGUUUCUGACCAGCUUGGGCUUGACCUCAAACGGAUGGAGAGUCAACAGGUAUUCCGGAGUCUCAGGAAAAUCCCCACAUUUAUCCUAUCAAGCUCACUCAGUUCCCCCGCAUAGUGUGUGGGCGCAGACGGGCAACCCCCGUUUCUGUGGCCGGCACAGCCUGACCCACUGGCUUCAUCCAGCCAUCUACGGCAGAGGGUUCUCGCCUUCUUUGGCAGCUCCUUGGAGACAGACAGACCCCACCAGAGAAAUCUCAGGAGAACUGGCAUCAGGAAGCAAAUCUUAGACACACACACACACACACACACACACACACACACACACCACUGCCUCCAGCUCUCUGCUGAAUCUGUAAAAAUACUGAGGCAUAAUUAAUGAAGUGUUUUACUAAGUACAAGUCUGUGCCUCCUGCAUGGAUGGCUAAGGACUCUCCCCAUUCCUUUUGGAAUCCUGGGGACCCUAGCAAAUGCAAGCUGGGCAGCCUCCUACCCUAGGUCAGCCAUCUCGGCAUUGAGGUUCCAGAGACCCUGCCUCCCACCCACCUAGGCACUCCUUCCCAAUAAAGUUAGGUAGAAAAGCA
This is a messenger RNA of Peromyscus leucopus (white-footed mouse), 2581 nucleotides long. RefSeq names its product coronin 6 (gene Coro6). Bases 239 to 1657 code for a protein of 472 amino acids. The transcript is spliced from 11 exons. Gene Ontology annotation, biological process: cell migration; actin filament organization. Lineage: Eukaryota; Metazoa; Chordata; Mammalia; Rodentia; Cricetidae. The record is from RefSeq and is a predicted model, not a curated record. Gene Ontology annotation, molecular function: actin filament binding.